Messenger RNA from Nelumbo nucifera (sacred lotus), 795 nucleotides. NCBI's taxonomy places the organism in Eukaryota, Viridiplantae, Streptophyta, Magnoliopsida, Proteales, Nelumbonaceae. The record is from RefSeq and is a predicted model, not a curated record.
AUGAAGACUCCUUUGCUGUUUCUUCUUCUUCCUCUCUUUCUUUUGGCUUUGACCGCCAGAUGGUCGCCGGUGAUAGCCCAAGAUGAACCCGAAGCUGUGCUUGACACAAUGGGUCGUCAGCUCUGUUCAACAGCCACGUACUUCAUCUUGCCUGCUAUCUCAGGGAUGGGCGGUGGCCUCAACUUUGAGAGUACCAAGAACGGCACAUGCCCAUUUGAUGUCGUCCAAGAUGAAGACGAAGAAUCCAAUGGUCUCCCACUGGCCUUCUCGCCGGUGAACCCCAAGGAGGAGAUCAUCCGUGUAUUGACUGAUCAGAACAUCAGGUUCGCCAUCGACACAUUGCUUCCACAACCAACUGUGUGGAAUCUUGGAGACUUCAAUGAAUCAGCACGUACGUUUUUAGUGGAGACAUGUGGAUCUAUAGGAAAUCCAGGUAUUGAAACUCUAAGCAACUGGUUCAGGAUUGAGCCAUUCGACGAUGAUUACAAGCUUGUUUUCUGCCCUACUGUCUGCAAUUUCUGCAGACCUGUGUGCGGAGACCUGGGCAUUGCUAUCCAGGAUGGAGUCAGACACUUGGCUUUGGGCUCUGGACUCGAACCAUUGAAGAUCAAGUUCAAGAAGGGGUGAAAUAAAUCAUCUCAUAAUCUGAUCAAAGAAGCCGCAUCAGUGUGUUUAUGUAUUAGAUAUACAAUAUAUAGUGGAUCUAUUUUCUGAUCAUGAAUAAUAAUUACUAAAAGAAUGUAUUAUAGGAUUUUCUGUGACCAACUUUCCCGCCGGUGUUCAAUUUUCUGUAAG